This is a messenger RNA of Mercurialis annua (annual mercury), 2053 nucleotides long. RefSeq lists its product as uncharacterized. Lineage: Eukaryota; Viridiplantae; Streptophyta; Magnoliopsida; Malpighiales; Euphorbiaceae. Bases 80 to 1852 code for a protein of 590 amino acids. The transcript has 10 exons. The record is from RefSeq and is a predicted model, not a curated record. Gene Ontology annotation, cellular component: endoplasmic reticulum; Golgi apparatus.
CUUGUGUCCAUGUCCUCAAUCUCUCUCUGAAAAAACACAAAUUAAAUUAAAAUCAAAAUCCAAAUCCAAACAGAAAAAAAUGGACUCGUUCGAAUCAAACAUGAACAACAUUGUCGAAGAUCACCAGAUUACUGCCGGUAACAGCCACGUCACCAGCGCCGAUCACGGCUGGCAGAAGGUCGUCUACCCCAAGCGCCAACGGAAGCAGCAGAAACCGGCGGAAUCCGUCGCCGGUGUAGGUAAAGUCAACGGAACGGACAAGGCGAACGUGUUUAAAUCGCUGGAACAGCAAUCGGAGGAGCGACGACGGAGAAUCGUUGAAUCUCAAUUAGCUGCGAAUGCCGAUGAAGAAGAUGCGCCGGUGAGAUCGAAACAACGCCGAUCUGAUGACGACGACGAUGAGGACGAUAGUGACGAUGCGGAAGGUGCUAAGGGAACUGAGAAGGGCGAAGAGAAGAAAAUUAAGCAAAAGAAGCCGAAGAAACCUAAGGUGACCGUGGCGGAAGCCGCCGCGAAAAUUGAUGCGUCAGAUCUCGAAGCGUUUGGCGCUGAAAUAUCGGGAUCGUAUGAAGGACAACAGGACAUAAUGUUGAUGAGAUUUGCGGAUUAUUUCGGGAGAGCGUUUGCUGGUGUUAGCUCUGCUCAGUUUCCUUGGGUUAAAAUGUUCAGGGAGAACUCUGUGGCUAAAAUGGCUGAUGUUCCCCUGUCUCACAUUUCUGAUUCUGUUUAUAAAACAUCAAUCGACUGGAUUAAUCAACGCACAAUUGAGGCGCUUGGUUCCUUUGUGUUAUGGUCUCUAGAUUGCAUCCUCCAGGACUUGGCAAGCCAACAAUCUGGCUCUAAGGUUUCUAAAAAGGGUGUGCAACAUGUAUCAUCAAAAUCUCAGGUUGGUAUGUUUGUGGUCCUAGCAAUGGUGUUGAGACGAAAGCCUGAUGCUUUAGUUAAUGUAUUGCCGACACUAAGGGAAAGUUCAAAGUACCAAGGACAAGACAAGCUUCCACUUGUUGCAUGGAUGAUAGCGCAGGCCUCUCAAGGAGAUUUGGCUGUUGGGCUGCACGCAUGGGCUCACAACCUCCUGCCUUUAGUGAGUGGCAAAAGUUCGAAUCCACAGUCCAGGGAUAUAAUUUUGCAGCUUGUAGAAAAAAUUUUGUCUUCCCCUAAGGCCCGGACAAUUCUGGUGAGUGGUGCUGUUAGAAAGGGAGAGCGCUUGGUGCCACCUUUUGCACUUGAGACACUAUUGCGAGUGACAUUUCCUGCAUCUUCAGCUAGAGUAAAGGCUACUGAGAGGUUCGAGGCAAUAUAUCCCACCUUAAAAGAGGUGGCGCUUGCUGGUUCCACUGGAAGCAAAGCAAUGAAACAAGUAUCACUGCAGAUACUGAGUUUUGGUCUUAAAGCAGCAGGAGAAAGUAAUCCAGAGCUAUCAAAGGAAACAGCUGGCAUUUGCAUCUGGUGCUUAACACAGAAUGCUGAAUGCUACAAGCAUUGGGAUAAGGUGUACCAGGAGAAUCUAGAAGCUAGCAUCGCUAUUUUGAGGAAACUCUCAGAGGAUUGGAAGGAGCUCUCAGUAAAACUCUCACCUCUUGAUCCUCUUCGAGAAACUCUUAAGAGCUUUAGGCAGAAGAAUGAGAAAGCAAUGGCAAGCGGAGAAGAUGCUAAAAAACACGCACUCUACCGGGAUGCCGACAAGUUUUGCAAAUCGGUAUUGGGGAAGCUAUCCCGCGGCAAUUAUUGCAUGAAAAUGGUUGUAGUCGUUGCUGCGGUGGCUAUUGGUGCUGCCGUCGUCUCUCCCAACGUGGAGUCGUUGGAUUGGAAAAAGUUGUCGGUAUUUGUUAACUCCCAAUUCUCUUACUGAAUGGGGCUGUGUUAUGCAAAUCAACAACUUUGAUGCAAAGCAUCAACUUUGUUUUCUUCAAUUUUGUACUUCUAAUUUAUGACUAAGAGAAAGGUUAAAGUUUUCAGCAUAAUGUUUAGGCUCUUUAUUUACAUACCAUAUGAUAGGAUGUUACGUUUAUGAGGAAAAGGAAUAAGCCUUUUGGUGGGCAAUUUUUAUUUA